AUGUCCUCCGGAAAAGUGAUCGUCUACGGUGGAAAGGGAGCUCUCGGCUCGGCGAUUUUGGAGUUUUUCAAGAAAAAUGGAUAUACCGUCCUAAACAUCGACCUGAGUGCCAAUGACCAUGCCGACAGCAAUAUUCUAGUGGACGCCUCCAAAAAUUGGGUCGAACAAGAGCAAUCGAUAUUGGAACAAGCAGCUUCCUCUCUCCAAGGCGCCCAAGUCGACGGUGUAUUCUGUGUUGCCGGUGGAUGGGCUGGAGGCUCCGCCUCCUCGAAGGACUUUGUCAAAAAUGCGGAUUUAAUGAUUAAACAAUCGGUCUGGAGCUCGGCGAUCGCCGCGAAACUCGCCACCACCCAUCUGAAACCAGGUGGUCUCCUCCAACUGACUGGAGCCGCCGCCGCUACCGGCCCCACACCGUCAAUGAUCGGUUACGGUAUGGCCAAAGCGGCCGUCCAUCAUUUGACCGCCUCUUUGGCUGAAAAAGAUUCGGGACUACCGGAAAACUCAUCGGUUUUAACCAUUCUUCCCGUCACUUUGGAUACCGAAAUGAAUCGGAAGUGGAUGCCAAAGGCGGAUCAUUCGAGCUGGACGCCACUCUCGUUCAUCUCUGAGAAUCUUCUCAAAUGGACGACCGAAUCGUCGUCCCGCCCAUCUUCUGGAGCACUUUUGAAGAUUGUCACAGCGAAUGGAGAGUCUACAAUCACUCCACAGUAA
Molecule: messenger RNA, 711 nt
Organism: Caenorhabditis remanei
Lineage: Eukaryota; Metazoa; Nematoda; Chromadorea; Rhabditida; Rhabditidae
Exons: 5
Coding region: 1-711 (236 amino acids)
Biological process (GO): L-phenylalanine catabolic process; tetrahydrobiopterin biosynthetic process
Cellular component (GO): cytoplasm
Molecular function (GO): NADH binding; NADPH binding; 6,7-dihydropteridine reductase activity
Source: RefSeq, a predicted model, not a curated record